UGAUUAGGGAUUUCCAGUCAGUGACCUCACCUCUGAGUGGGACAGUCAACACGUUUGCUCUGACAUUCUAUGCAGUGCACUGACAGCUGAAGUUGCUUUCAAGAAGCCAUCUCCAAGGUGGUGCAACAGUAUCUAAUACCUUAACUUCUCUUAGCACGGGAAACAAAUCAUCUUGAAUUUCUUUUCAAGAAUGCCAACUUUUUUUGGAGUUACCUCAGCAGUGGUUUUCAUCUGGCUUAUGACAUUCAUGGCUCAAAAUUACUUUAUAACAGGUUCCAUUCUUUCACCUUGCAGGAUCACAGGUGUAGGAAUUUAUCUAGAGGAGAAAGUGAAUUUCUCAGAAGCAAGUGAUGCAUGUAAUCAACUGAAUCUACAGUUGGCAACUAAAGACCAAGUUGAAAAGGCUUUGAACCAUGGCUUUGAAACAUGCAGCUUUGGAUGGGUGAAAGAUGGAUUGGUUGUCAUUCCUCGGAUAACAUCCAACAAAAAAUGUGGCAAAGGCAACGUUGGACUAGUGCUAUGGUAUGCUGAACAUUUUAAAACAUUUAAGGUUUACUGCUUCAAUUCCUCAGAUGUUCAGAUUAACUCAUGUAAACCGGAUCCGACUACAGCCAUACUACCUUCAUCAAGUGCACCAACAGACUUCACUGUGUAUUCAGGCCCUGAUGUGACUGAGAACAGCACGACAGCACCCAAUGUGACCGAGUCGGAACAAUCCCUGAAAAAUAUAAAAUAUCGCGUAAUAUGUAUAACUGAAACUAUACCACCAACAGAGGGGACCACUACAAAAAUGCCGGAGGAAUACUCGCCCGGCUACACUUCCCGUGCGGCCUUUAAGAAUGAUGCUGUUGUGUUUGGAGGUAUCCCUACUGCACUUCUUGUACUGGCAGUCGUCUUCUUCAUUAUUUCAGUUGUUCUAGCGGUCUGCUAUAUAAAAAAGUACAAGAAAACCUUCCCAUUUUCAAACAAGGAUCAGCAAAAAGAAAUGGUUGAAACUACUGCUCUCAAAGAGGCCCAGUCAAAUGACAAAACACCUGAUAAGGAAACAAAGAAUAAUGGAAAAAAGGCAGAAGAGUCUAAAACCACACCUGAGGCCACAGUAAAAUGUUUAGAAGCAGAAGUUUAAGGGGAAGAAUGUACACUUCUUGACAGAAACAUGAAACAAAGCACACAGAACUUAGCAAUGCUUUUAAACAUGGGUGAUUGUAAAUACUCAUUAAUGUUUUUCUCUGUCUGAACAUAUGAAAACUUUUCUUUAAUAGUUACAUCUUUAGCUAUAAAUACUCUUGCAGAAGAAUACAGUAUCUAUUUUGUUUUCAAACAAACAAAAAAUCCGUAUUACAGAUCAUUUUUCAUCUUUAAUAAAGAAGUAAUUAGGAAUAUGCUAUUAAAGAUGUGCAGUGUGUUAAUUCUUUGCAAGGAAUGUAGAUCAAUAUAUAGCAAAAACAAGUUUUUAAUCUGGCUGGAGGAUGUCUGCUAACUUAAUGUCUAAAAUAAAAUGAUGAUACUGUAGCUCUUCCUCAUGUACAUUAGCUUAUGUCCAUUAGGUAGUUGCAUAUUGUUUUUAAAAAAUCUGAUUACAAACAGAAGAAAUAAGUCUGUUUACAAGUGAGUGAAAAAUCAACGGAACAACCCACUGUUGUUCAAAUACCCAAAGAAGGGUACAAAUAUUCUGAUGCUUCUAUAUAUAAAGACAGCAAUUAAUAACUGUCUUAGAUAUUUUCAUCAUAUCAUAAUUUACUGUUUUAUUUAUUAAAAUCUGUAUCAUUCUUCUGCACCAGAUAUUUGACAAAGGAAAAAAGCUCUAACUGUAUCACAACAGUUAUAUUUAAGAUCUUUUGUGUAUAUUUAAGUGUGGCUUUCAUAAUAAGGAUCUCAAGUGGUAUGGGAUGUUUACAGAACUUCAUAAAAAAUAAAGUAUGGUAGAUCUGUUUGUCUGGACAAUUUAUUCUCAUGAAAACUGUCACAGUAAAAAGAGCUUAUAUAACUCUAAUGUUACAGAAGUAAUUAGUUGUUAUAAAAGAACAACACUAGCAAUUUAACAAAUAUUUUCUUUUAUAAAUUGUUUGGAUAACAAAUUUUUAUAUGUGAAGGAGUUUAUUACAGCAAAGGAAGUUUCUUUUUUGAUCAAGUAGCUUGAAAAUCAUAGUUUUAAAUAAAAUAGUAGUAGAAUUGCUCAUCCAUUUGUGUUUUCUACAGUGUAGGACACUGGGUUGUGAACUUUCAUAUUUUUAAUGCACAGAAGUUUAAAAAUUGCCCAGGGGUUAUAAGUUCCACUAGAUAAUGAGUUACAGUCUAUUGCUAAUAGCAAACUUAGAUUCCCUGUGUUGUGUUUUGUUUUCUCUUCAUUCUCAGAAAUACUUCAUGGCUCCAAAAUCUGGACUGUGUUGAUAUGCAGCACACCGCUGCCAUUAGAGCUAUACUGCUGCCGAAAGACUGUGAUUCAGUACAGCUCUAAAACCCGCUAAUUUCAGCUGUCCAUCAACAGAAUUUCAGCAGAAAAAGUGCAAUGCAGGAAAGUACUAAAUACAGCCUUCCCACUCACUUAGAUAACUACUCUCCUUGCAAAACAACACAGUAAUGCCAUGUAUCUCUCUCCUGGCAACCCGAAUGAAAGAACUCUAUGCUGUGUGACCAGUGAGAAUAGACAGCAGAAAUAAGGCCACAGCCAACAUUUGUCAUGAUGGUGUCAGAAUAGCGAACAAGCUUAAGGACACAUGCAACACUAGUGGAUUCUAGGUACUUUUGGACUUCUGUGACAUAUUACAAUUGCCCUUCCGCCUCUCUUUCCAUGUUUUAA
This is a messenger RNA of Cuculus canorus (common cuckoo), 2800 nucleotides long. It is a transcript of the gene LYVE1, whose product is annotated as lymphatic vessel endothelial hyaluronan receptor 1. Gene Ontology annotation, cellular component: plasma membrane. Gene Ontology annotation, biological process: cell adhesion. The coding region runs from base 191 to 1126 and encodes 311 amino acids. NCBI's taxonomy places the organism in Eukaryota, Metazoa, Chordata, Aves, Cuculiformes, Cuculidae. The transcript is spliced from 6 exons. The record is from RefSeq and is a predicted model, not a curated record. Gene Ontology annotation, molecular function: hyaluronic acid binding; transmembrane signaling receptor activity.